AUCUAUCUCAUCAGUUACACUACUGUCCCAUUCUCUCUCUCUCUCUCUCCAAAGCUCUCAAAGCUAGAAACUAGAGAGAAAGAGAAUGCCUGCAGGCGGUGGUAGUAGUCUGAUUCCAUUCUUCAUAAUGAUUCUGAUUCAAUUGGCCUAUGCAGUCAUGAACAUUACUUCAAAGCUUGCUAUACAAUCUGGCAUGAACCCUCUCAUUCUAGUUGCUUAUCGUCAAAUCUUUGCAACUAUCUCCAUCAUUCCCUUCGCUUAUUUCUUCGAAUGGAAAAUUCUUCCCAGGAUGACAAAGCGCAUUAUGGUGCAGAUAUUCCUAUCUUCUUUAACAGGAGUUACUGGAAACCAGGUUCUGUAUUUCGUUGGGCUAAAAUAUUCAACCGCUACAAUUGCAUGUGCACUCACCAAUUUGCUCCCAGCUUUCACUUUUGUUCUUGCACUCAUCUUCAGACAAGAGAAUUUGAGGAUCAAGAAAAUGUCAGGGCAAACAAAAGUGUUAGGGACAGUUUUGUGUGUGAGUGGAGCCCUGCUAUUAUCAUUUUACCAUGGAAAAACCAUUGGUUUAGGCGAAUCAAGCAUUCAUUGGAGUUAUGCUGACAAAAUGCAAGGAGGGUCAUCUACCUCCUCCGCCGCCGGAAAAACUAACUUGCUUCUAGGCCCUAUCGCCUUGAUUUUAAGCGCGCUUGUUUGGGCAUUCUGGUUCAUAAUUCAAGCAGACAUGAGCAAGAAUUUUCCAGUUCCUUAUACAAGCACAGGAUACAUGUGUUUCUUAGCAAGCUUUCAGUGUGUGAUCAUUGCCCUGUGUUUUGAACACAGGCCCUCAGCUUGGUCACUCCAAAAUGCAAUGAGACUUACCUCCUCUCUUUAUGCUGGAGUAAUUUGCACUGGCCUAUCAUAUUGUGUGAUUUCAUGGACCAUUGAAAGGAAAGGUCCUCUUUAUGUCUCUGUAUUCACCCCCAUGCAGCUUGUCCUCACCGCAAUUAUAAGCUGGUCUUUGCUUCAGGAGAAAUUAUACGUCGGAACUGCCAUUGGGUCUCUCCUCAUAGUUGGUGGGCUCUAUGCUGUUUUGUGGGGAAAGAGCAAAGAGGUGGUUAAGAAAGACUCCACUGAAGAGCCAGACAUGGAAAAAAUGCAGGACAAUGAAAAGAAUGACCUGGAAUUACAACCCUACUUGCCAUCCAAUGGUAACCAUAACGUUGUUACUUAAGAAGAAUCAGGGAAUUAAAAUGCCAGCAAAAUUGAAGAAUGUUUGAGUCAUUUGAUUUUCUCUAUGGUUCUGUAGUGUGUGGAACAUUUGAAAGGGAUCACAUCAUUUUAUUUUUAUGUAUCAAGCUCUUGAAUCUAAAACUCCUUGAGGACGUAUCUGUUUAUCUACAACAUUGUAUUCUUAUUAUGUAUCUUUCAGAAAUGUUCAACUAUGAAUUUACCCAA
Lotus japonicus is the source of this 1434-nucleotide messenger RNA. Its product is annotated as WAT1-related protein At1g09380. Gene Ontology annotation, molecular function: transmembrane transporter activity. NCBI's taxonomy places the organism in Eukaryota, Viridiplantae, Streptophyta, Magnoliopsida, Fabales, Fabaceae. Bases 86 to 1210 code for a protein of 374 amino acids. Gene Ontology annotation, cellular component: plasma membrane. The transcript has 7 exons. The record is from RefSeq and is a predicted model, not a curated record.